Messenger RNA from Lepus europaeus (European hare), 2382 nucleotides. RefSeq names its product heterogeneous nuclear ribonucleoprotein H3 (gene HNRNPH3). Gene Ontology annotation, cellular component: ribonucleoprotein complex; nucleoplasm. The transcript has 10 exons. Gene Ontology annotation, biological process: regulation of RNA splicing. Gene Ontology annotation, molecular function: RNA binding. Lineage: Eukaryota; Metazoa; Chordata; Mammalia; Lagomorpha; Leporidae. The record is from RefSeq and is a predicted model, not a curated record. The coding region runs from base 206 to 1246 and encodes 346 amino acids.
CCCCCAGCCAGUGGCUCUGCUGCGCAGCUCCCUUAGCGGUUGCCACUGCCGGAGACGGUUGGGAGGACCGUUGUAGGGAGCGCCGCACGAGGCGAACGACUGCCCCGUCCUCACGACCGGACCCUCCCGAGCAGCGGCGUCGGCGUUACUAUCGCCCGACAGGGUAUCUGAAGUAGCAGGGGCAUUUAAGUCAAACGAUAUUGAGAUGGAUUGGGUUAUGAAACAUAAUGGUCCAAAUGACGCUAGUGAUGGGACAGUACGACUUCGUGGACUACCAUUUGGUUGCAGCAAAGAGGAAAUAGUUCAGUUCUUUCAAGGGUUGGAAAUCGUGCCAAAUGGGAUAACAUUGACGAUGGACUACCAGGGGAGAAGCACAGGGGAGGCCUUCGUGCAGUUUGCUUCAAAGGAGAUAGCAGAAAAUGCUCUGGGGAAACACAAGGAAAGAAUAGGGCACAGGUAUAUUGAGAUCUUCAGAAGUAGCAGGAGUGAAAUCAAGGGAUUUUAUGAUCCACCAAGAAGAUUGCUGGGACAGCGACCGGGACCAUAUGAUAGACCAAUAGGAGGAAGAGGGGGUUAUUAUGGAGCUGGGCGUGGAAGUAUGUAUGACAGAAUGCGGCGAGGAGGUGAUGGAUAUGAUGGUGGCUAUGGAGGUUUUGAUGACUAUGGUGGCUAUAAUAAUUAUGGCUAUGGAAAUGAUGGCUUUGAUGACAGAAUGAGAGAUGGAAGAGGUAUGGGAGGACAUGGCUAUGGUGGGGCUGGUGAUGCAAGUUCAGGUUUUCAUGGAGGUCAUUUUGUACAUAUGAGAGGCCUGCCUUUUCGUGCAACUGAAAAUGACAUUGCUAAUUUCUUCUCCCCACUAAAUCCAAUACGAGUUCAUAUUGAUAUUGGAGCUGAUGGCAGAGCAACAGGAGAAGCAGAUGUAGAGUUUGUGACACAUGAAGAUGCAGUAGCUGCCAUGUCUAAAGAUAAAAACAAUAUGCAACAUCGAUACAUUGAACUCUUCUUGAAUUCUACUCCUGGCGGUGGCUCUGGAAUGGGAGGUUCUGGAAUGGGAGGCUACGGCAGAGAUGGAAUGGAUAAUCAGGGAGGAUAUGGAUCUGUUGGAAGAAUGGGAAUGGGGAACAAUUACAGUGGAGGAUAUGGUACUCCUGAUGGAUUGGGUGGUUAUGGCCGUGGUGGUGGAGGCAGUGGAGGUUACUAUGGGCAAGGUGGCAUGAGUGGAGGUGGAUGGCGUGGGAUGUACUGAAAGCAUCACCACCAACACAUACGUACAAGUCCUAACAACAGCAUCUGGUCUACUAGACUUUCUUACAGAUUUCUUUUGUAUUUUAAGAACUUUAUAAUGACUGAAGGAAUGUGUUUUCAAAAUAUUAUUUGGUAAAGCAACAGAUUGUGAUGGGAAAAUCUGUUUUCUGUAGGUUUUAUUUGUUGCAUACUUUGACUUAAAAAUAAAUUUUUAUAUUCAAACCACUGAUGUUGAUACUUUUUAUAUACUAGUUAUUCCUAAGGAUGUGCUGCCUUCAUAAGAUUUGGGUUGAUGUAUUUUACUAUUAGCUCUACAAGUAGUAAGUAGUAUUAGUGUAUUACUAGAGGAUAAUGGUUCACCCCUGCAUAAACUGCAAGUCUUAAUAAGCAGACAUCUGGAAUAGAGCUUGAAGAAUAAUUAGUGUAACUUCCUUUAAUUUCUCCUGGACAAUAUUGUAAAUAUAAAGCCUAAAGAUGAGUUUAGGUGGCUUUCAGGAACAUAAGAUCAGCUAACUAUUCUUUUUCAAAUGUCAUUUAUCAAGCAUAGCUCUGAAAUGUUGAUGAUCCUGAGGUUUCUGAAUAUUCAAAAUUGUGUUACCUGGGGAUGGCAGUGUUGUAAGUUUAAAUUCAAACCCUCCUAGGUGUUAAGAUGAAAAUUCCUUCAGCACUUGACUGAAGUACAGAUGUUUCCAAAAAGUGAUGGUUUGUAAGUUAACUCAAAAUGUCUUAGAAAACUAAGGUUCUUGAGGAUUCCAUGUAAAUACAUAGGUAUUUACCAUGGAAUAUAAUUCUCACAGAUGUAUUUUCGGUUUGCUGCCCAAUAUAGCAUAUGAUUCCUUAAAUAAUUGUGUAAAUGACUACUAAAAAAAUGUAAGAGAAGUCCAUGUCAUAGUGAAAUAAGAUGAGAAUCCUGCGGUUGGUUUUGCAUCUGAUACCUGCUUGGAAUUUUAGUUUACUAUUAUGUAGCAAGGAAAAGGUGCUUUUUAAUUUUAAUCUCCUUGGUCAAUAUACCUUUUUUCCAGAAUUGGCUAAUGGAUCAAAAUGAAACUGUCAAUGUGAAUAUUCAGUUAUUGAACUUGUUACUUGUUUUUCCUAGAAAUGUUAUUAAUGUAAUAAAUGUCAAUGUGGGAGAUAAUA